CGGGCAGGUUGUCCCCGCCGGGCCCUCCUCCCUCCCUCCCCGCCUGGCUGAGAGGGGUCGGGGGAGGGGGCAGCAUGGCCUGUCCGUCCGGCCCCUUUUCCAGCGCUCAUCUGCCCCGGGAGUGCGGCUCUGCUCCUCGCAGGGAGAAGAGGUCCGAAUGGAGACAGAAGCCAGCCAGCCCGGCCUCGCCUCCCCGGACUCCCCGCACGAUCCCUGCAAAAUGUUCAUCGGGGGACUGAGCUGGCAAACCACGCAAGAGGGCUUGAGAGAAUACUUCAGCCAGUUCGGGGAGGUGAAGGAGUGUCUGGUGAUGCGGGACCCGCUGACAAAGAGAUCCAGGGGGUUCGGGUUUGUCACAUUCAUGGACCAGGCCGGUGUGGACAAGGUUCUGGCCCAAUCCAGACAUGAACUGGACUCCAAGACGAUCGACCCAAAAGUAGCAUUCCCCCGCCGAGCACAGCCCAAGAUGGUAACGCGGACGAAGAAGAUAUUUGUGGGGGGUCUCUCUGUGAACACUACCGUGGAGGAUGUGAAACAGUAUUUUGAGCAGUUUGGGAAGGUGGAUGAUGCUAUGCUGAUGUUUGACAAGACAACCAACCGACACCGAGGGUUUGGAUUUGUCACAUUUGAGAGUGAAGAUAUUGUGGAGAAGGUGUGUGAGAUCCACUUCCAUGAGAUCAAUAAUAAAAUGGUGGAAUGUAAAAAAGCUCAGCCAAAGGAAGUGAUGUCCCCCACUGGCUCUGCGAGAGGGCGGUCCCGAGUGAUGCCUUAUGGGAUGGAUGCCUUCAUGCUUGGGAUUGGCAUGCUGGGUUAUCCAGGUUUCCAAGCUGCCACUUAUGCCAGUCGGAGUUACACGGGCCUUGCGCCUGGCUACACUUAUCAGUUUCCCGAAUUCCGUGUAGAGCGGACCCCUCUCCCGAGUGCCCCCGUCCUCCCCGAGCUCACAGCAAUUCCCCUUACUGCAUAUGGACCGAUGGCGGCAGCAGCGGCGGCAGCAGCUGUAGUGCGAGGGACAGUUUUGCUUCCUCCCUUAGGUUCUACUCCGAGCCGCACUGGUGGGUUUCUGGGCACUACCAGUCCUGGGCCAAUGGCAGAGCUUUACGGAGCAGCCAAUCAGGAUUCAGGGGUCAGCAGUUACAUCAGUGCUGCGAGUCCAGCUCCAAGUACUGGCUUUGGUCACAGCCUAGGGCCUGCCAUGACAGCUACGUUCCUCUGGGCCGAUGGAACUGGCACCUCAAGGGUGAGACUCAUGAGCAGUGGAAACCGCUUUCCCACCAGCUGGGCCAUGACUGAACUCACCGCUGGUCCCUUGAUUGCAACGGCUUUUACCAAUGGGUACCACUGAAGCUAGCGACCAAGGAGGCAGGAGAUUCCCCAGUGACCUAACCAAGGACAGCGGGCUGGAGGAUCUGGUGAGCCUUGGAGGAUGAGCCAAGGUUUCCUUUUUAUUGAAUAAAACUGCACACUGCCGGCUGGCUGCCAGGCUCCUGCUGACCUGCCCUGAUCUCUCCCAUUGAACAGACCACACUGGACUGAACCCAAGGAGAUCAUCUCGCUUUCUUACUAACCACCGAUGGUUUACGCUUCUCCCUCCCCCAACCCACCGAUUCUUCUUUAUUUAUUUUAUUAGCUGGUAGUUUUAUUUUUUAUUUUAUUUUUUUAUCUUUAUUUUUUGGGGGGGUGACCCUCUUUUUCGUUGUUUGCUCUUUCCUGAGCUAGUAGACAUAUUUUAUGAAUUGGCUUUGUGAUCGUGUUAGGUAGUUUUUAAUGAGUAUUUUUAUUUGGCUUUGAAAUUGUUUUGAAUCUUUUCAACUCUGUUGUUGUCAACAUUUUUAAAGGACAGUAUGUGAUGUGAAUGCAGUUCUGAAGGGAAGAGAGACACAGAGAGAGCGAGAACGCUGAGCAGAACUGACGUCUUUUUUUUUUUUUUAUUUUUAAGAAACUGUUUUUAAUUGUUUCUGUUUUGUAAAUGUGAGGUUUUGAAAUGUGUGAAGCUCCAAGGAUCUGAAAAGGUGGGACAUCGCUACAGAACAAAACAAAAUGUAUAUUUUGCUAAGUAAAAACACUACCCUUACAGCUGAAAGUAUUUUUGUUUUCCUAGAUUUAGUUUUACGUGGGGUUUUCUUUUUCCUAGUGUAUAAUAUGUAAAUAUCGUGAGGUGAACCUGGCUGCAGCCUGACUCAAGGAGCAGCUCCAGGUUCCUGAACCUGGCACCUCAGUGUGAGCAAUAUUCUCCAGCAGAAUCCUGACAGGACUCCUUUCUUUUUUUGUACACCUUUUACUGUAAGAUUUUAAGACCUCUGAGAUGAAGGGGGGAGAGAGGGGAAUGAAACUUACCGGCCAUCGGCUAUUUUGCUGAGCGGGUUAAAGCUGCUUCCAGUCGCUUGAUGUACAGACUCCAACCACUGGGCUCCCUAAGUGCCAGCAUCUGGUUUGGCUAGGCAAAGGGCUUUACUGCCCCUGCUUGUCUUUGUUAUUUUGAAAGGAAUUGACUCUCCAAACAGUAUCGCUUGUGUCAAGAAGGUCUGGGGAAGGGCAUCAUCUUCUAGGGGGCAGGGUACUGGGAAGGGCUCGUUGUCAGGGGUGGGAUGUGGGGAUGGUCAUUCUCUGAAGGGCAGGGCAUUGGGUGGGGGAAGUCAUUAACUAGGGAGGGAAAAGCACUGGGGGUGGUACUGUAUGGGGGAAGGGUGAGUCAAGGGCUUCUCAGGGAUAUGAAUUCUAGAAUCACAGCUUCCCAUUUGCUUUCCUCUGUGUCCUGAAAUCUGUGGGAGUUCAUCCUCUGUCCUGUAAUUUGAUUAUAUGGUCCCUUCUCCUGAGGCUGCCCAAGCCCUUGUUAACAAGUGGCCUCUGCUGGGGGGUUGCCUCAAGCAGGAAUUUAAGGGGCAGGUUUGGGUCUGGAUUUGUUUUAAGUGAACCAAAGACCUUGUUAAGGGGGGUGAUUAAGCCUUUUAUUAAGAUGCAGCCCAACACUUUUCCCAGGGAAAUAAUGUAGCUUCAUCUUAAGUUUUAAAAAUCAUUCCCUCUCUUCUCCCAAAAUGAGCCCCAGUAAGUGAGAGGAUUGGAGGGAGGCCACGGUGCCCAAAUGGACCCCUUCUUCCCUUCCACUUCCCUAGCUGCAUUGUGGCUAGUUUUGAGACCCAGCAGUGUGGGCCGUGCCUGACCAAGCAAUACAUUUGGAGAGCUCUGUUUAGUAAGAGGUACUUAAUGGGUUAGUACUGAAAACACAAAGCAAUAAUUUUUGUUACUGAGACAAGAGUCUGUAUGUCUGGGUUUUUUUAAUAUUUCCUAAUUAAAGAAGAGCUGCAUUGUAUUGGGUUUAUUUUUAUUCUGUAUACGUCAAAUUUGGGUCUGCAGACAGCGCUUUCUUCCCUCUUGGUACAUGCGCUGAGCUGCUUCUGUGCCCCCUUCCACACACCUCCCAGCCCCACUGUAUUGCCACUGGGCUGUGAUUCGCUCUCCAGCCAGUGCUGCUGCUGCCCAGAGGCUGGGGCUCCGGUUUGAGGGUGGGCAUUUUUUAAAAAGAAAUAAAGCUAUGUUUUGAAGCCAGUAAGUUAUUACACUCCAAUGUUUGUUCUCUCCACACCUGUAACCCUUUUUCCAGAUUUCAGUUUUAAAUUCCUAAUAAAUUAUUUGAAAAUGGUC
Chrysemys picta bellii (western painted turtle) is the source of this 3642-nucleotide messenger RNA. It is a transcript of the gene MSI1, whose product is annotated as musashi RNA binding protein 1. The record is from RefSeq and is a predicted model, not a curated record. Gene Ontology annotation, molecular function: mRNA binding. Gene Ontology annotation, biological process: regulation of translation; central nervous system development. Gene Ontology annotation, cellular component: cytoplasm. NCBI's taxonomy places the organism in Eukaryota, Metazoa, Chordata, Testudines, Emydidae.